AUGUUUUUAUUAACUACUAUUCAAUCAUCAACAUUAUUAGUAAAUCAAUAUAGAAAAUCUCAUUCAUCUGUAAAUCUUAUUGAUUCAACAUUAAGUUUAACAAAUGAUUCAAUUAAAAAUCAUAUAAAUUUAUCAAUGAAUAAAUUUCAAAGUUUUGAUAAUUCUUUGAGAUAUAGUUUUAUGAAAGAUGGAUCAAACUUAACAAAAACACAGAUAAAAGUUAUUUUCACUGUUGUGAUUAUUAUUAGUUUUAUUAUAUUUAUCAUGGCUAUAUUUCGAUUUAAGUAA
Molecule: messenger RNA, 288 nt
Organism: Rotaria sordida
Lineage: Eukaryota; Metazoa; Rotifera; Eurotatoria; Philodinida; Philodinidae
Source: the annotation of a GenBank genome assembly